GAUUGUACACACUUUGCUUUCUGCUUUCAUUCUUAUACCGGGUGUCCAUUCAGCUUCAUGCUGUUCGGAGAGCUUUGGCCGCGCACUGAUAAUAAAACUUGAGGUAUGACAUGUAUGACCAAGAAUUCCAGGAUAAUAGGCGACCUCAGUCUUCACAAAGUCAAAGUAAUCUUCCGAAAUUGAACUUCAAUUACGAUAAUGGAAAUAGCACAAAGUCAAUCUCUCAGCUUCCCUCUCAAUCUGCUCAUUUCGGAUUGCCAAUACGCCCUUCACAUCCUGCAGGACACCCAACUUCAACGCCGAGGCCAGGCAGUCGGCCAUCGUCGUCGGCGUCGGUGACAAGCUCGCCGAGCAUUGUAUCUAUCUCGCCGCCUCUGACUACUGCGAAUACAAGUCACGUACAGGCCACGAAUAUACCGAAACAUAAUCACAACCUGGCUCAAGGUCCUGCAACGGGAACAGCGACUUCAGUGGCACCCACAGGUCCGCCCACAGAGUUUACUUAUAUUCCAGUUUCUGGCGUUAUAUCUCGUCCUCAUCCACCGCACCAAAAUCACUCUUCGAACCAAAAUCAGAUACGAAAUCAGAGUACGGACACCUCUCAAAAUCCAAAUACAAGUUCCGGUAUACCACACGUACCACCAGGACCUAGUUCUGUCGUUCAUAACACUCCACAUUCCUCCCAUGGUCCCCCGCCAGCAACCGCUCCGGCUGUGUUAGUAGGACCGGCUAGUGGUAGUUCAGGAUCAGGCUCCGGAAAACACCUCGUAGGAAGUUCGGGUUCGUCAAACUCGUUCAACGGUUUCCAAAAUGCAAUGAACAUAGGUUAUUUCACGCAACAUAGGCGAGCAUCAGGAUCUGCACUCGGCUCGCACAUUAUCCAUAACGGUCUCACGGCUUCACCGCAAAGCGUAAACAUCUCACCGGUAUCUUUGCAUCGUGUUCCAGCCUCCGUCGGCGGACCCAAUUUCCCAGGUUUGGGUCCUUCGGAAGGAUAUGCCGCAAGAUCUUCUGCGAAUAAUGAGCAUGCGACACAUCCUCAUAUGUCUCCUCGUCAAACACAUCGUGCACAUCCCGCUCCUACUUCCAGUGCACAAUCGCAACAUGCUCUCCCCACGCCUUCAAUACCAUUUGUACCCACCCCCCCUCUCACGACUGCUCAACUCUCACAAGGACUCCAUUUGAUACCAUCGUACCCUUCUCACCCAGCUCAUCCGACGUCGUCAAACUCUGCCUCUACCGCCGCCACUGCCCAAACUGCCACACAGGCUAUUCUUUCUACCACUCAGCGCACUCUGGAGCAUACCUGGAACACCAUCCUCACCUCUGUUGAUUCGGAGGUCGCAAAACUGCACACAGCACAUGCAGGUCAAAUAAGGGUUUGGGCCGAUUAUGUUGACGGAGUGAGGAAAGAAAGCGAUGCGUACAAGUUGCGGAUGGAGAGCUUUCAGAGGGACGCUGACAGAAUUAGAAGGGAACGGGAAAUGUACCGACUAAAGUCCAGAGAUCUCGAAAAUCAGAUAGAUGAAUUGCGGAGAAGGGCAGAGAGCCAGAGACUACCAGAAGUGCCUGAACCUGUAGCUCAUUCACAAAUAGAGCUUCAGGAGGGCAGGAGGAAAUAUGAGGAUCAGGAGGAUGGGAGUCACGAUACGGAACAGACGUCGAAUGAUCUCAUCGACCGACUUCGGAGGGAGCGUGAUGACCUCAAGAUGCAGGUCGCAGGUCUAGCUACUGGCUCGCAUCCGCAAAAUCAUUCACGAUCUCACUCAGAGCAUCUACAAAAGCUCCAGAACGAACACCUGUCUUUGAGUGCAUCAUACAACACCCUUCUCAAUGCACAUUCUCAGCUUCAAGCCACCCAUACAUCUCUCCUCGCUACCCAUAAUCAUCUUCAAAUCACGCACACUGAACUCCGUUCCACAUAUGACUCUUGUCAAACAACGUACACUGCUCUUCGACGGGAAUUUGAGGACUUGCUCGAACGAGAAGAAAAGGCAAGAAUCAAAUUGGGUAUUGCGGAAGAAUCCUUGAAGGGCGAGAGAGAGAGAGCGUUUGAGCUUGACGAGGCGAGGAAGAGGGAGAAGAAAGGGAGGAAGGAGAGGGAGAAGGAGGUUGAAGAGCUUCGGGGAAAGGUGUAUGACCUGGAGAGACAUUCAACGAACGGUGUGCGCAAAGAGACUCCGGACACAUUUAAAGAGACAGGACCGGAAGAGAAUAGGACGGACUCAGGACAAUCUCAGCACGAGUUUCAGAUCGCUACUCCCAUCCGGCCGCCAUCGCCCCAACUACGGCGCUCUCCUCAUCGUCAGGACGUUGUGAACUUCGAUGCUGAUGAUAGUGUUUUGCCAAUAUCCCCUCCACCAACGGGUCCUUCGAUGCCCUCCCCGCAACCAUUCUCGCCUCCUGUACGCCCUACAUUGCCUACAUCUCCACCACGGCGUGUGGAUCAUCCCGUUGCCAGUACAAGUCGACAAUUUCCUGAAACUCGUAAUGAUCCUCAGAAUGAAUGUCAAGAUCGUCGAUCUAGGUCGGUCAUGUCUGCGGAGGACCUUUCUGGAUCACUUCAUCGUGAACCAGAAUCUGGACAUGACCGUUCAGCCUAUCUGAGGCCGUCGUCCAAUGCUCCGUCUGUGGUGAUGUGCCCAACGGGUUCAAAGGUACCAUCGCUAGCAGGUUCAAAAGCUUCGUCUCCCAUCAGAGAUGAAUCGGAAAUCGUGAAUUCUUUUACCAAAACUCCAUCUCCAUUACUACUUCCUGUUGAGCCGGUGACGCUCGUCAUGACACCGAUGGCGCGAAAAGAGAGCCGUUCUCCUUUCACUGAGUACAGACCUUUACCAAGGUCUGAUACACAGGAGUGGCAACAAGAUUCGGAUGUUUACAGGCCUCUUUCAACGCCCGAUAACCCAUACCAAAAGACCGACUUUUUGCGACAGGAUCUCAAUUCGCCUACUAGUGCGAGGGGUCCGAGCCUGGGGUAUGGUAACGAAGAAAAAGCCCCCGAAUCUAUACUUCAAGUUCCUACCUCCCGUUCACGACCUGCGUCCACGUCAUAUUCGCAGGCUCCUUCCAGACCACAAUCUGCGGCAGAAUCUCCUCGCCCGUCGUCACCUUCAGUUCUGCUAAAUAGUGGCCUUUCUACUGUCGCGCAAGGGCACGAUGGCUCUCAAAAGAUAACCACGACAGGAAGAUCUAGUAGAAGUGUCCCUCGGUUGGACAUGGGUGUUCUUGACCAAAAUCCGGCUACCAAUACAAAAUCCAUCAGUAAUCCCGAUUCGGGAAAUCCGAUGUCGACUUCACCGGUGGUCACUCUAUCUCCCUCGUCGAAUUCAUCGCUUUUGCAUAAUCAGUGGAAGCAAUUGAAAACAGAGGCGGCAACUAGGGAGAUAGGCGUGAUAAAGGAGGGUCAAGAUCGCCAAGAAAUGACCAAAGUAGAUCUAAGUGACGAAGUCGAGGAGGGCGAAGAACGAGAAAGCGCCAGAAUUGUAGAAAACCCUCAGCGACCAGAUUCAAUUCAUAGGCUCUUGUCGCCUUCCCCCUUCGCCAUCACACCGUAUGGCAAUAAUAGUCACCAUGAUCAGCGCCAAAGGGGCUCCGUUCACGUUCAUCCCGAUUCGUCAUCGUCAUCGUCUCGCCCUUGGCUUGCAACUUCGGUCGAGCACCGGAGAACAUACGCUAGCUCUCCUAAUAGUUCGCCGCGUCUCCAUGGCACUCAUAUCACGCCCUACGAUUCUGGAAUUGCAAACGGUUAUUUAAGCAGAAAUAGUAUUAAUCAUCUGAAACGGAAAGGUAAUGGCAACGAUGAGCGCGAUCUCUCCUCAUCGGCAUCGGAACAUCUCUAUCCACGGGAUAUUGACCAUUCACAUCCACAACCACACAAGCUGGUGAAGGUGAUGAGGGAUGGACAAGUCGUGGCUUCGCCUGUGGAUUUUGACAGUCGUAAUGGGAUGUUUGUAGAACGGCGGAGGGACGGACGCAUGGAGAGAUAUGGCGAGCUCUCCUAUCCCCAAUUGCAUACCCCUUCCUAUGCUUAUCCAUCUGUGAAAACUCAAGGGAGUACUUCUCAUAUGAACGGCAUGCAUAGAUUAUCUCAACGAUCAACUACACCACCUCAAUCAGCCAUUCCGAUGUCUAUUUCACCCGUGUCACCGUCAUCUCCCGUCGCGCCGGCGCCUCUUUCUCAACCGAACCCUAAGUCAACGGUGGAACAGAGCCAUCAAGGUCAUCAUUCUACCGCUCCUCCAACUGAUUCACACGAAAACCUUGAUACCCCCACCAACGCAAAACCCAGUUCAAAACGUAUUCUCAUCACCCCUUCUCAUGCACAUCCCGUACAACCUUACCCUGGUCUUCCUAUGAAACCUGUUGACUCUGCCAUACAACUUCACCCAGGACUGCCUAAGAAACCUUUCUUCGAACCUGUUGAUACUUCUAAACAACGCACAAACGAAAAGGCUCGUUCUGACGGAUGGAGGAAUGCUUCCAACUCGUAUCCUGGACGCUCUGGAUCGGACGGCUGGUAUACAAGCACUAUAGACACAAAUGGUAGUGGGACUUGGAAGUCCUGGGCUACUGCUCCCCCGAUCAGCAAUGGCCAUGGUCAGGAUCAAACUGAUCAGAACACCUCUGGCCCGGGUGUUGCGCCUAUAAAGCAGCUAUCGUUUAAACAUAUCGAUCUGUUAUAUGAAACCAUUGGAGGAGAAUACGUUUGUCGCGAAUGCCGGGCAUCCUCCGCCACCAACCUGACUAAGCCGAAAUCAUUUCCAACUUCUUCUCCCUCCUUUACCGAGAUUUUCGCCCACUAUUCCGAAUCACAUAAAGCGAGAGAAGAAGAGGUGCUCAAAUAUAGCGCGGUGAAACUGCAGGAACAGCUGCUAUUAAAACGUGGCAACAGUUUACAGCUUAAUACUGGGCGAGGAGGAGGUGGCAAAAGGAAGGUCGGAGGAAAAAAGGGGUCUAAGUGAGGAUUUGUUUUACGUUCACUGUUCUCGCGGCUGUUUCUCCGGAUACUUGUAUUUCUCUUAUCUGUCUCUUCAUCUGUGUGUAUCUCAUACAUUCUUUUCGGUUUCGCGUUAGUCUUGAGCUUCGAUCGUGCUUUCUGUUUCUUUGUUUGUUUUUCCGUGAAUUUCUCACUGGAACCAUCUACCUAGAUGAUUGCGACUCUUCAUAAUAAUAGUGCCUCUAUACGAUGCUCAUGUCUUUCUAUCCUCUAUGUUCUUUACGCAUUGCACCUCUACUAUGUUAUUACGAUACUAUAUUGGGUUCUCCUGCUUACAGAAUGUACUAUCUCUCCUUGUCCUGGUACCACAUUUAUCAUGUACUGUCUGUCAUACUUAUCUAUUACUUAGUACAUACUCAUCUACUAUAUGUACUCUACAGAUUUGAUCAUUGCCUUUU
Molecule: messenger RNA, 5394 nt
Organism: Lentinula edodes (shiitake mushroom)
Lineage: Eukaryota; Fungi; Basidiomycota; Agaricomycetes; Agaricales; Omphalotaceae
Exons: 5
Coding region: 111-4961 (1616 amino acids)
Source: RefSeq, a predicted model, not a curated record